Aegilops tauschii subsp. strangulata is the source of this 3147-nucleotide messenger RNA. RefSeq lists its product as uncharacterized. The record is from RefSeq and is a predicted model, not a curated record. Lineage: Eukaryota; Viridiplantae; Streptophyta; Magnoliopsida; Poales; Poaceae. Gene Ontology annotation, molecular function: protein binding.
GUAGGCGCGCGCCUAAUGCGAAACGAUUUUGGCGCCAUAUCAGUACAUCCCAAACAUCUUGGCGCCGAACGUGGCAAGAAAGGAGAAAUCCCCUCCCUCGCAAGACAGAGCGAAGCAGAGCAGUUCAGCGGUCCAGCAAUCUCGUCAGAAAGAAAUGGAGCCAUGGCGGAGAGGCGAGGGGUCCAGCCUCAAGAAGCCCAUGGCCCCGCCCGUGGCCGCCCUCGGCGCCGAACUCCUCGGGAAGAUACUCCGCCGCCUCCCCGACAUGGCGUCGCUCGCCAGCGCCGCCCGCGUCUGCAAGCGCUGGGGCCGCGUGGCUUCCGACCCGGCCGUCUUCCGCCGCUUCGGCUCCCUCCGCAGGCCCCCGCUCGUCGGCGUCCUCGUCACCGACCGCGGCCGCGAGAAGUUCCCCCUCUACCGCCCUGAUGUCUGCUUCAUCCAGGCCCCCUCGCGCAACAACCCCGAGCUGGCCUCCGCUGCGGCAGACGGCGACUUCUACUUCAUGCACCACCCCAACGUCCACGACCACGACGAGUGGCGCCUCCGCGGCUGCGACGGCGGCCUCCUCUUCUCCCUCGGCCGCUACAGUACCGACCUCGCCGUCUACGGCCCCCUCGACCGCACCGUCGUCUUCUUCAAGCCGCCCGACGACCGGCUCUUGUUCUUCUACGCCAUCGUCGCCGACGAGGCCGACGCCUCGUUCCAGGUCAUCGCCAUACAGCCCGGGGACGACGAGACCUCAUUCGUCUUCUCCCCCCGCACCGGCAGCUGGGUCGAGAAUGGCUCCGUGUGCUCCGAGUGCUACACUGACGGCAUUGCCGCGGGGCGGUUCGCUUACUGGCGGUCCAACACCAAGAAGGACGAUUACAACGAAGUGAAGGAGGGUAUACUGGUGGUUGACACGACGACCAUGGUGUGGUCGUACAUGACCGCGCCGUUCCCCGUCGGCGAAUCCUACUGUGUGGCGCACAUGGCGGAGCACGGCGGGCUGUGCAUCGUGUCCAGCAAGGAGCAACGCGUGCUGCUGUGGGUCCGUGACGCCAAUGGUGGAUGGGUGGUCAAGCAGGAGGUCUCGCUGCUGAAUCAGUUUCCCUCCCUGAAAAGGCUUCGUCGUUACCAAUGGAUGAAGAGGGUGCGCAUCCUGGCAAUGAAAGCUGGCUAUCUCUACAUGGAGUUCUGGUCCAUAAGGAAUAAUGACUCCUAUCUUCUUGUGCUCAAUCUCAACACCGUCAAGCUGGAAAUGUUUCUCAACAAUGGGCUCAACAAUGAGGGCAAGCCUUACAGAGGCCGGGCCCACCUGUUAGGUGACACGGUGGCCAAUCGGUGCGUGCCCGGUGCGCUGACUAGGACGAGGCCGGUGCGGUCGGUUACAUGGGCUCGGUCGGCUCGGUCGUGGGUCGGACUCGCCUCACUCUCGCUCUCCCUCCUCUCUCUGAUUCGCCACCGCCGCCGCCACCUCAACCGGCUCGCCGUCGCGCCAUGGAGGACGAGAGCAGCCAGGACUCCAGCGUGCAAUACAUGAACCUCUCUGACGACGAAGCCAUGCAUUACCGGAUCCCUGCUAGCAUUGAAGACCAAGACUACAGUGGCAUUGAGAUAGCACCCAGAGUUCUUUGCCAUCAGCAUGGUGUGGCGGCUGAGAGGCGUGUAGCAUUCGAAGCAUUUAACACGGGCAAGAGGUUCUUAGUUUGUCCUAAGAGUGUAAGAUUCUGUCCAAACUCUGUGUUAAUUGUAUUGUUUAAUCUAGCCAUGUGCAUAGAAUUGUCCAGUCCAGUGCAUAGAAUUCAUGUUCUUUAAUCUAGCCAUGUGCUGAUGCACAUUGUUUAAUGAGUACUCUUGUACCAUAACUGUGAUGGUCAUUUUGUAGCUGUGAUGGUCAUUUUGUAGCUGUGAUGGUCAUUUUGUAGCUCAAUGUCAGAGAGAUUCAAUGUCAGAAGCUCAAAAUCCAGUUAGUGUUUAGUGUCAGAGGUUCAUUCUUUAGUUGGCUAUAUUAUUAAAGUUGUUUCUCAAAGAUGCUUAAAGUUCAUUUUUUUUAAUUCAGUGGCUAGUCAUUUAGGGUCCUACAUUGUUUAAAGAUGCUCAAAGUUCAUUGUUUAAAGCCAGUUGCUCAAAGUUUAUUGCUCAAAUAAUUUGCCUAGGUGAUUGAUUUUGCACAUGCUAUGGUUGUUUAUAUUGCAGGAAGAUGACAACUGUGGUAUUGUUCUCUGGGUUGACCCAGAGUGGCCUCCUACAUUGCAGAAUGCCUUGUUGAAGCUAUGGGAAAUGUAUCAUGACAGCAAGAGUGAUAGGAGGAAGGAUAACCUGGAGAGUUCACUCACUAUUCACCAUUUGAUUGAAGAAAAAAAUAAUCUAGAGGCCAACUAUGACAAAUUGGUUGAGGAUGUGCACCAAUUGUUCAAUGCUCAAGAGGAUAGGAUGGUAGAUUUCAGCUAUUUGCAGGCUAAGAUGCAGAAUGUGCAUGUUUCUGAUUCAGUUGUAUCUGACAUGAAGACAGAGAUGGGGAAGAAAGAUGCAGAGAUCUUCAAGCUGCAGGAGAAGUAUAAAGUACUGAUGAACCUGACACAAUCUCAAGGCACUUGCAUCAGGAACCUGAAGUUCAAUCAUCUAAAAGAGAAGGAAGUGCUUAGUACAUCCACCAGGAACCUGCAAUUCCAGGUUGAUGAACUCAAAAAAUCUGAGGAAAAGCUCAUCCAGGAGAACACCCAGCUGCUCCUUCACAUGGGUGAUCUCAAGAAGGGGCAUGACAAGCUCACAGCAAGGAGGGAUCAGCUAAAGAUUUAGAUUGCUGAACUGUUGAAGUCAGAGGAGAAGAACAAGCAGAAAUUGAAGGGGAUGCUGGACAUCUUGUCAGAAUGAAGAUGUAGAGGAAGAGCAAGAGCAAGAGCAAGAGUAAGAUCCAGAUCAACAUGAAGAAGAAGAAUGCUUGCUUUGCUGACCUUUUGUGAAGUAUGGUGUUGUUGUGAACUAAGUUAUGUACUAUGGAUGUGUAGUUGUUGUGAACCACUAUGUUGUUGCUUUAAGUUGUUGUGAACCACUAUGGUGUUGUGGUGAACCACUAUGUUGUUGCUGUGAACCACUAUGUUAACUCUUAGUUGCUGUGAACCACUAUGUUAAUCAAUAUGUUGUUGUUGUGAACCAGUUUGUUAA